Lepus europaeus (European hare) is the source of this 3143-nucleotide messenger RNA. RefSeq names its product klotho beta (gene KLB). The transcript is spliced from 5 exons. Gene Ontology annotation, molecular function: hydrolase activity, hydrolyzing O-glycosyl compounds; fibroblast growth factor receptor binding; fibroblast growth factor binding. Bases 9 to 3143 code for a protein of 1044 amino acids. NCBI's taxonomy places the organism in Eukaryota, Metazoa, Chordata, Mammalia, Lagomorpha, Leporidae. The record is from RefSeq and is a predicted model, not a curated record. Gene Ontology annotation, biological process: fibroblast growth factor receptor signaling pathway; carbohydrate metabolic process.
CGUGGCAAAUGAAGCCAGGCUGUGCUGCAGGAUCUCCAGGGAAUGAAUGGGUUUUCUUCUGCACCGAUGAAAGAAACAGACGCUGUAGGGAAACGAUGUCCAGCGGACGCCUGCGGAGAUCUGUCAUGCUGUCAGCCUUCAUCCUGCUGCGAGCCGUGACUGGCUUCCCCGGAGACGGAAGAGCUGUAUGGUCGCAAAAUCCUAAUUUCAGUCCGGUAAACGAAAGUCAGCUGUUUCUCUAUGACACUUUCCCAAAAAACUUUUUCUGGGGUGUGGGGACUGGAGCCUUCCAAGUGGAAGGGAGUUGGAAGAAGGAUGGGAAAGGACUCUCUAUAUGGGAUCAUUUCAUCGCUACACACCUGAAUGUCAGCAGCCGCGAUGGCUCCAGUGACAGCUACAUUUUUUUGGAGAAAGACUUAUCGGCGCUGGAUUUUAUAGGAGUCUCUUUUUAUCAGUUUUCAAUUUCCUGGCCAAGACUGUUCCCGGAUGGCACAGUAGCAGUCGCCAAUGCAAAAGGUCUCCAGUACUAUAAUCGGCUCCUGGACGCUCUGCUACUUAGAAACAUUGAACCUGUAGUCACUUUAUACCAUUGGGAUCUGCCCUGGGCGCUACAAGAAAAAUACGGGGGGUGGAAAAACGAGACGUUGAUUGAUAUCUUCAAUGCCUAUGCCACCUACUGUUUCCAGACGUUUGGGGACCGUGUCAAAUACUGGAUCACCAUUCACAAUCCCUAUCUGGUGGCUUGGCAUGGCUACGGGACAGGUCUGCACGCUCCCGGAGAGAAGGGGAAUGUGGCAGCUGUCUACACUGUGGGACACAACCUGCUUAAGGCUCAUUCAAAAGUCUGGCACAACUACAACAGGAAUUUCCGCCCACAUCAGAAAGGCUGGCUGUCGAUCACGCUGGGAUCCCACUGGAUUGAGCCAAACAGAGCGGAAAGCAUCGCGGACAUACUCAAGUGCCAGCAGUCCAUGGUCUCGGUGCUGGGCUGGUUUGCCAACCCGAUCCACGGGGACGGGGACUACCCAGAGGUGAUGAAAAAGAAGCUGCUCUCCGUCCUGCGCGUUUUCUCAGAAGCAGAGAAGAACGAGGUACGAGGCACCGCAGACUUCUUUGCCUUUUCGUUUGGACCCAACAACUUCAAGCCCUUAAACACCAUGGCUAAAAUGGGGCAGAAUGUGUCACUCAAUCUAAGACAGGUGCUGAACUGGAUUAAACUGGAAUAUGGCAACCCUCGAAUCCUGAUCGCUGAGAACGGCUGGUUCACAGACAGUUAUGUGCAAACAGAAGAUACCACAGCCAUCUACAUGAUGAAGAAUUUCCUCAACCAGGUUCUUCAAGCAAUAAGGUUGGAUGGAGUCCGAGUGUUUGGCUACACUGCCUGGUCUCUCCUGGAUGGCUUUGAAUGGCAGGACGCUUACAACACCCGCCGUGGACUGUUUUUUGUGGACUUCAACAGUGAACAGAGAGAAAGAAAACCCAAGUCGUCGGCGCAUUACUAUAAACAGAUCAUAGGAGAAAAUGGCUUUACGCUCAGAGAGUCCACCCCAGAUCUGCAGGGGCAGUUUCCCUGUGACUUCUCCUGGGGCGUCACCGAGUCUGUUCUUAAGCCCGAGUCGGUGGCUUCCUCGCCACAGUUCAGCGACCCUCACCUCUACGUGUGGAACGCCACUGGCAACCGAAUGCUGCACCGGGUGGAAGGGGUGAAGCUGAGAACACGGCCCGCUCAGUGCACAGAUUUCAUCACCAUCAAGAAACAACUGGAGAUGUUGGCAAGAAUGAAAGUCACCCACUUCCGGUUUGCUCUGGACUGGGCCUCGGUCCUUCCCAAGGGCAACCUGUCCGAGGUGAACCGGCAAGCCCUGAGGUACUACAGGUGUGUGGUCACCGAGGGGCUGAAGCUCAACAUCUCGCCCAUGGUCACCUUGUACUACCCGACCCAUGCCCACCUGGGCCUGCCCGCGCCGCUGCUGCACAGCGGGGGGUGGCUGGACCCAUCCACGGCCAAGGCCUUCCGCGACUACGCGGGGCUGUGCUUCCGGGAGCUGGGGGACCUGGUGAAGCUCUGGAUCACCAUCAACGAGCCCAACCGGCUGAGCGACGUCUACAACCGCACCAGCAACGACACCUACCAGGCGGCCCACAACCUGCUGAUCGCACACGCGCUCGUGUGGCACCUGUACGACCGCCACUACCGGCCGUCACAGCGCGGGGCGCUGUCGCUGUCCCUGCACUCGGACUGGGCCGAGCCCGCCAACCCCUACGUGGCCUCGCACUGGCAGGCGGCUGAGCGCUUCCUGCAGUUCGAGAUCGCGUGGUUCGCCGAGCCCCUGUUCAAGACCGGGGACUACCCGGUGGCCAUGAGGGAGUACAUCGCCUCCAAGACCCGGCGCGGGCUCUCCAGCUCCGUGCUGCCCCGCUUCAGCGACGCCGAGCGGCGGCUGGUCAAGGGCGCCGCCGACUUCUACGCCCUCAACCACUUCACCACCAGGUUCGUGAUGCACGAGCAGCAGAGCGGGAGCCGCUACGACUCGGACAGGGACGUGCAGUUCCUGCAGGACAUCACCCGCCUGGCCUCGCCCAGCCGCCUGGCCGUGAUGCCCUGGGGCGAGCGCAAGCUGCUCCGGUGGAUGCGGAACAACUACGGAGACCUGGACGUCUACAUCACGGCCAACGGCAUCGACGACCAGGCCCUGCAGAACGACCAGCUCCGCCAGUACUACCUGGACAAGUACGUCCAGGAGGCUCUGAAAGCAUACCUGAUUGAUAAAGUCAAAAUCAAAGGCUAUUAUGCAUUCAAACUGACUGAAGAAAAAUCUAAACCCAGGUUUGGAUUCUUCACCUCUGAUUUCAAAGCCAAGUCUUCAAUACAGUUUUACAACAAACUAAUUACCAGCAACGGCUUCCCGUCUGAGAACGGCGGUCCUAGAUGCAAUCAGACUCAAAGAAAUCCUGAGUGCACCGUCUGCUUACUCCUCCUGCAGAAGAAGCCACUGAUAUUCUUUAGCUGCUGCUUCUUCUGCACCCUGAUUCUACUCUCAUCAAUUACCAUUUUUCACAGACGGAAGAGAAGAAAAUUUUGGAAAGCAAAGGACUUACAACACAUACCAUUAAAGAAAGGCCACAAGAGAGUCCUUAGCUAA